AUGGCUCCAGCGUCGCUCCUCUCCCACGUACGCGCCCAGCUCGUCGUCGAUGUCGACUCGAUGAACCCCGAUGUCGCCGUCCGGCACACCACCGACACCCACUCCUUCUGCGACAUGACCUCCAACCAGGCCAUCGUCUACGGGGAGGCGGUCAGGCCGGAGCAGGCGGGCGUAUUCAACGCCGCGGUGGCCCAGAUCCGAUCGGGCGAAACCCAGCUCGACAUCGAGACGCAGGUGUCAGACGCGGUCGACCUUCUCACCGUGCUGCUCGCGAAGCAGGUGUUCCCGAACCUCACCGGGCGCGUGCACGCCCAGGCGUCGCCCUCGGCCGCGUACGACACCGAGGCGACCAUCCAGCACGCGAAGAAACUGGUCGCGCUCUUCGAGGCCAACGGCAUCCCGAAAUCGCGCGUGUGCAUCAAGAUCCCGACGACGCCGGAGUCGGUCGUCGCGUGCAACUACCUCGAGAAGCUCGGCAUUCGCACGCUCGCGACGUGCCUCUUCUCUGUCCCGCAGGCCCUCGCGGCACACCAGGCCGGCUGCCUCUACAUCGCGCCGUACUUUAACGAGCUGCGGGUGCACUUUGAGCCGGGCGUGUGGAAGGCGUACGAGGACACCGCGCGCGAGCACCCAAUGGGCCCAGUGAUCGGCGAGAUCACCAAGCUCUACAAGGAGAUCGGAUCGCGGACGCUCGUUAUGCCUGCCAGCAUCGUUACGGCGAAAGAGGUCGUUGCGCUUGUGUCGUUGCGCCCAGACCACCUCACGCUCUCGGGCGCGGUUCUGGACGAGCUCGCCGCGGCCUCUUCCCCUGAGGAGCCGACCGCCGCGGAGCCGAAGCCGAAGCCGCAGCACCCGGACAACGUGGACUAUUUGGCGAACGACGCCCAGGCGCUCCAGGACGCGUUCAAGGCGGACGCGGAGACGAGCCGGAAGAUGGCGGAUGCGCUGAAGAUCUUUGGAGAGAUGGAGACUAAGACGAAGGACCUCCUGCGCGCUGCGCUGCAGGCUUAG
Molecule: messenger RNA, 1011 nt
Organism: Trametes versicolor FP-101664 SS1
Lineage: Eukaryota; Fungi; Basidiomycota; Agaricomycetes; Polyporales; Polyporaceae
Product: aldolase
Exons: 7
Coding region: 1-1011 (336 amino acids)
Biological process (GO): carbohydrate metabolic process; pentose-phosphate shunt, non-oxidative branch
Cellular component (GO): intracellular anatomical structure
Molecular function (GO): transaldolase activity
Source: RefSeq, a predicted model, not a curated record